This is a messenger RNA of Prunus armeniaca (apricot), 774 nucleotides long. Lineage: Eukaryota; Viridiplantae; Streptophyta; Magnoliopsida; Rosales; Rosaceae. The record is from the annotation of a GenBank genome assembly.
AUGGAGCUUAAAGCUGUAGUUUUCUCAAUUCCUUACGGUGUAGUCUUUGUUGUCCUUGGUCUCUUCGUCAAUCUUCUCCAGGCCAUUUGCUUUCUUACUAUUCGACCUUUGUCCAAGAGUGCAUAUAGAAAGAUCAAUGGAACAGUUGCAUCACUUUUAUGGUUGGUUCACAUUUGCCUCUUGGAGUGGUGGGCAGGCCUUAAGGUUAAACUAUACACAGAUUUGGAAACUUAUCGACUAAUGGGCAAGGAGCAUGCGCUUCUCAUGCCCAACCACAUGUGUGAUGCAGAUGUACUUAUUGGAUUUCUUCUAGCUCAGCGAUUGGGUUGCCUUCGUAGUGCUCUUAUGGUUAUGAAGAAAUCUGCAAAAUACCUUCCUAGAAGUUUACAAGGGUUAAAGGAUUUUCCCAUGCCAUUUUGGCUUACCAUGUAUGCGGAAGGAACACGCAUGACCCCAGACAAGCUUUUAGAAGCUCAAAAGUUUGCUGCUUCUAGGAAACUGCCUAUCCCUAAGAAUGUCUUGAUUCCUCGUACCAAGGGUUUUGUCACAGCAGUGAAGAAUUUGAGAUCAUUUGUCCCUGCAGUGUAUGAUGUUACUCUUGCCGUUCCAGAAGGUCAUUCAACUCCUUCCCUGCGUACCAUAAUGGAAAGGAAAAGUACUAUGGUAAAAAUACAUAUAAAACGAUACUCAAUGAAGGAAUUGCCACAAUCAGAUGAGGCCAUUGCUCAAUGGUGCAGAGACAGGUUUGUGGCCAAGGUACGCUUGAACCCUUGA